AUGGACAAGGAAGUGCAAACUGUCAGAAGCAAGAAUGAAACGUUGGAGAAAGUAUCAAUUUGCACAAAUCGAGCAGGACACAAGAUCACAACAAGUGAGAAAAGAGCACACACAGUUAUCGGAGCCUUACUCCAAGAAGGGACUUCUGCAUUAAGACCACCAUACUUCAACGGACAAUAUUACACUCACUGGAAAAUUCGAAUGGAAGCUUUCAUCAAAUCUUAUGAUGUCAAAGUAUGGCGAGUCAUCAAGAAGGGUGACUUUCCUCUCCUGCAGUCCAAACAAGAAAAGAAACCAGAAGGACAGAUAAAUUCAAAGGCAAAAAAUCUAUUAUACAAUUCUAUAAGCGGAGAAGAAUUUGAGAAAAUAUCAAGUUAUGACACAGCCAAAGAAAUGUGGGAUAAACUUGAAGUUACCUAUGAAGAUACCGGUAAAGAAGAUGAAUCCAUUGAAGACAUGUUUGGCCAAUUUAGCAAAAUAGUUGGAGAUCUACAAUCCUUUGGAAGACCAUAUUCAAGUGGUGAACAAGUCAGAAAGAUUCUAAGAAGUUUACCCACCUUAUGGCAACCAAAAGUUGUUGCUCUUGAAUACGGAGAUCUCGACAAACUAUCAUAUGAUGAACUUCGUGGAGACCUUAUAGCCUUUGAGCAAACCCAUAUCAAAAAACAUGGACAUGAAGAGAAGAAAAAGAGUGUUGUUUCUAAAUCAACUAUUGCUGGGUCUGAUAGUGAAGCCGAAGAAGGAGGAGACAAACAUGAAGAUGCUAUUUCAUUAUUUUCUAGAGUUGUCUCUAACACGACGCGAAGAAGCAAGAAAAAUGGAAGAGUCAAUUCAAGUUCUAGAAAAGGUAAUGAAAUAAGUGAGCAGAAAAACAAUGACAGAAAGUGCUACAAAUGCGGAAAUUAUGGUCACAUCCAAGCCAAUUGUCCAGAACUAAAAAGGAAACUAUCCAAGCGCAAUCGAAAGAGAAAAUCUUCCAGCAUAUGGAGUGAUGAAUAUAUGCCAGAUAGAAAUCAUAAUGGAGUUGCCAACCUUUGUUUCAUGGCACGAAGUGAGACAAGUGAAAAAAGAAAAUCUUUUGGUAUCUGGAGUGAUGAAGAUAUAUCAGACAACGAUCAUGAGGAAUCUACAAGCAACAGCAUCAUUGCCCCAAGUGAAACAAGUGAGGUAAGAUUUCAUGAUUGUGAUAAAUGUAAUGAACUUCAAAGUAUCGUAGAACAGGCUUUAGAUGAUAUGAGAAAAAUUCUUGAUGAGCUCAUGAAGAUUAAACGGGAGAAGAAAACCUUGGAGACCCAACUUGAAGAAUAUAACAAGUUAAAAAGGGAAAAGGAAGAGUGGGAUAUUCUACUCGAAGAACAAGAAGAAAAUGUGGAACUUCGCAAACAAAUGAAUAGUUUGCACAUAUCUUCCCGUCACCAUUUUGAUCGACCGAACAAGCAGGCUCAUUUUCUUAAUAACUUCAAGUUGACUGACAAGGGAUCUACUAGUAGACGCCCUACUUCAAACAAGUCGACUCGGGAAAGCUUCAAGUCGACUAAGGCACCUGCUGGUAAAUACUCUACUUCUUUUGUUACAUGUCACUACUGUGGUAAUUUUGGACAUAAGGCAUUUGCAUCUAUGGGAAGGAAGAAAAAUCAAUAUUUGGUUAUCUUAUUUCCUUUGGUUGCAACUGUCUUGGAUGGAGAACUUGCAAUGGAUAGCUUGCGAUAA
This is a messenger RNA of Nicotiana attenuata, 1710 nucleotides long. RefSeq lists its product as uncharacterized. The record is from RefSeq and is a predicted model, not a curated record. Gene Ontology annotation, molecular function: zinc ion binding; nucleic acid binding. The transcript is spliced from 5 exons. NCBI's taxonomy places the organism in Eukaryota, Viridiplantae, Streptophyta, Magnoliopsida, Solanales, Solanaceae. Bases 1 to 1710 code for a protein of 569 amino acids.